Molecule: messenger RNA, 1012 nt
Organism: Coffea arabica (coffee)
Lineage: Eukaryota; Viridiplantae; Streptophyta; Magnoliopsida; Gentianales; Rubiaceae
Product: iron-sulfur cluster assembly protein 1-like
Biological process (GO): iron-sulfur cluster assembly
Molecular function (GO): iron-sulfur cluster binding; iron ion binding
Source: RefSeq, a predicted model, not a curated record
CAAAUAUAUAUUAAGACUAGAAUAUAAGUAAUAUCCAACCGUCUCUUGUUCCUUUGGCAUAAAUUCCUUCUUUAUUAUCCCAAACACUCCCACACACUCAAACACGCGCAUCAAUUCCAAUCUCUCCAAACUCAGAAAAAUCUCCAAGAAAUGUUGAGAAACGUGGCUAAUCGGCUCGUUGGAACAUUUUCAAGGCCGGCGGGGGCUCCGGCGAGGGGCGUGCUGCAGCUCCAGAGGUUGUACCAUGAGAGAGUCGUGGACCAUUACAACAAUCCUAGAAACGUCGGGGCCUUCGACAAGACUGAUCCGACAGUCGGCACCGGGCUCGUCGGCGCUCCGGCUUGUGGCGAUGUUAUGAAGCUUCAAAUUAAAGUCGACGAGGAGACGGGAAAGAUUACUGAUGCUUGUUUCAAGACUUUCGGCUGCGGCUCGGCUAUCGCCUCGUCUUCCGUUGCUACUGAAUGGGUGAAGGGGAAACAGAUGGAGGAAGUCUUAACCAUCAAGAAUACAGAAAUUGCAAAACAUCUCUCUCUCCCACCAGUCAAAUUGCAUUGCAGUAUGCUUGCUGAGGAUGCAAUCAAAGCAGCUGUGAAGGACUAUGAGGCAAAGCGUGCAAAACAAAAUGGGAGUGCUGAAGCUCCACUUGAGAAAGCAGCUGAUGCUUGAAGUUUCUUUCGUGGCACUGCUUUCACAUUAGUAGCAGAAUUGUAAUUGAUGUAGCACUGUGUUGCAGCCUUUUUCUGCUCCUUAUCCACCUUUUUUCUGCCUCUCUGUCUCUGUCCUUUCUCCUCGCCCUUGCACAAUCAUAUGUGCAGAUCAGCUAUAUUUGACAUGGUUUUUUGUGUGCUGAAUUUGCCUCCCUAUGAUGUCCUUAGAAACAAUAUAAAAUGAUGUAAAUUUGAUAUACAAAGUGAGCUACUUGGCUUGUAAUAAGAUAUGUAUGCAUUGGUGUUUGUACCUAUCUUCCCAUGGUGUUGAGACCAUUUCAACAGCAACACUCUACUGUUUUUUU